CAGAAGAGAAGACCGCAUAUAACGCAUUCUAGCGUAUUAUUUUGUAAUUUGUAUUUACCAAUUUACCCUUGAAUUAAAAGAUAAAGUAAGUGGACCGUAGAAACAAUGGGAGUUAUUAGGAAAACAUUAAACUGGUACGCCAGAUUAAGUCCUAGUCGUGGUAAAACAUCACCUCCAUAUGAGCAUGUCGUUCAAAUUGGAGAUCCUAGGUUACGUAAAACUUCAGAACCAGUACCGAUAGAUAAAAUAAAAACGAGUGAAGUACAAAAAGUGAUAAAAACACUGGAAUAUGUUGUAAAUAAAUACGGCAGUGUUGGUAUGUCGGCACCACAAAUCGGUAUAAAUAUGAGGAUAUUUGUAAUGAAACUAACAGCACAACAAGUAUCAACAUUUCCCGCAGAAAUUGUUAAAAUGAGGGGUAUGAGCGUUGUACCUUUGACUACUUUCGUAAAUCCUACACUGAAAGUGGUUGACUAUAUAAAAGUAGUACAUCCAGAAGGCUGUGAAAGUGUCAGGUCUUUCUCUGCUGAAGUUGCAAGAUAUAAAAAAGUUCAGAUUUCAGGCUAUGAUCAAAAUGGGGAUCCAUUACAAAGAACAUACUCAGAUUGGGCGGCGAGGAUAGCUCAGCAUGAGAUAGACCACUUGGAUGGGAAGCUGUACACAGAUAUCAUGGACAGGAAGACAAUGUGCUGUGUUUGCUGGGAGGAGGUCAACUUGUCCAAGGGAAAAGUUGCAAUACCUUUUGCUCCAGAAUAAUUAACCAAGGAUAACUGUUUUACAUUUUAUUUUAAACCUAACUUAAUAUCAUUAAAUUAUAUUCUACCAAGAUUAGUUCCUCAUGGAAACUUUUUGUGCAA
Messenger RNA from Papilio xuthus (Asian swallowtail), 857 nucleotides. RefSeq names its product peptide deformylase, mitochondrial. The transcript has 3 exons. Gene Ontology annotation, biological process: N-terminal protein amino acid modification; peptidyl-methionine modification. Gene Ontology annotation, cellular component: mitochondrion. Gene Ontology annotation, molecular function: peptide deformylase activity. Lineage: Eukaryota; Metazoa; Arthropoda; Insecta; Lepidoptera; Papilionidae. The record is from RefSeq and is a predicted model, not a curated record. Bases 106 to 756 code for a protein of 216 amino acids.